Molecule: messenger RNA, 707 nt
Organism: Gastrolobium bilobum
Lineage: Eukaryota; Viridiplantae; Streptophyta; Magnoliopsida; Fabales; Fabaceae
Product: large ribosomal subunit protein P3-like
Exons: 2
Coding region: 90-455 (121 amino acids)
Cellular component (GO): ribosome
Molecular function (GO): structural constituent of ribosome
Source: RefSeq, a predicted model, not a curated record
UCGUACAAGUGAAAGUGCCGUCACUGCAAUUUUGCUCUCUGCGAGGCUUCAAUUUCCAAUUAGGGUUUCGCUUUGGGCACAGAGAAGCCAUGGGAGUGUUCACAUUCGUCCUCCGCAGCUCCGGUGGCGAAUGGACCGCAAAGCAAUUCUCCGGCGACAUCGAGGCCUCUGCUGACUCCUCCUUCGAGCUCCAACGGAAGCUCGUUCAAGCCGCUCUCGCCGUUGACUCCUUCGGUUCCGUGCAGUCUUCUUACUCUACUGUGUCUCCUUCUUCUGCUGUCUUCCAGGUGAUUGUGGGUGGUGCAGUGUUCGUUGGAGGUGGUGUUGGUGCUGCAGCUGCUCCCGCAGGAGGUGCAGCCCCGGCUGCGGAUGCUGCCCCGGCUCCUGAGAAAAAGGAAGAAAAGGUUGAGGAAGAGGAGGAGGAUGAUGAUAUGGGAUUGUCACUCUUUGAUUAGGGUCUUCUGGCUUCUCUUGAAUUUUGAUGUAAAAGGGCUUUAGUCUUUAAUCUUAUAAAUUGUAUUUGUGCAUCAGUUUGCACCAUUUAUUGGUGCCCUUCGUCCGAUAGAGUUUUUUGGCUGCGACCUCAAUGGUUUUGUAUCGUGUUUUGCUUGUUUCUUUUUCUUUUCUUUUCUUUUUUCCAAAAAAAAAAUGUCUGCCUCUGUUUUGUUAUCACUUAUCACUGCUCAAUAGAAUUUCCUUCAACGGUA